This is a messenger RNA of Fomitopsis serialis, 1398 nucleotides long. Its product is annotated as Alpha/Beta hydrolase protein. Gene Ontology annotation, molecular function: hydrolase activity. The transcript is spliced from 3 exons. NCBI's taxonomy places the organism in Eukaryota, Fungi, Basidiomycota, Agaricomycetes, Polyporales, Fomitopsidaceae. The coding region runs from base 1 to 1398 and encodes 465 amino acids. The record is from RefSeq and is a predicted model, not a curated record.
AUGGCGGCCCCAGUCUUAACUCACAUCCACUUCGCCCUCAUCCUCCCCUGGCUUGUGAUCCGGCGCACCGUCAAGUACCAUGCGCACGGCCCACCGCAUCCAGCGUGGGGCCUCUUCCUCGACCUCGUCUGUUCCUCAGCGCGUCUCUACUUCUCGCUUGCCCAGCGACACAUGCGGGAGGUCAUCCUCGAAGAUGACAUCCAGGCCCCACCCACCCCGGGCGACGACACGCCGCAGUUCAACGAGGACGCAUGGAGGCCGAAGCCGUAUGCACACAAGUUCGCUGGCGUGGGGACGCGCGUCGAGCCGGUGAGGCUGAGGGCCGUUGCGGAUGAGUGGAGGCGCGGCGUGGCUUUGGUGGGUGCUCCGUUUGUGCGAGCGGUGGACGUGCCCGGGUUUUGGGUCGUGCGGGACUCGGAGGGGAGCGACGUCCCCGCGGAAAGUCCGGCGCGGGAUGGAGAGAAGGUCAUCAUGUAUCUUCCCGGAGGUGGCAUUCACCCCAUGACAAGCCCCGUCUCUUACGGCCUAGCCCUCGCAACGAACCUCCGCGUGCUAACGGUGACCUACCGCUCUGCCAAGUCUUCCUCCUCCGCGUUCCCCGCCCAACUGCUCGAUGCGCUCGCAGGAUAUGUGCACCUCAUCUCGCUGGGCUUCCGUCCAUCAGACGUCAUCCUUGUCGGCGAGAGCGCCGGUGCGUUCGCGAUCCUCGCGCUCAUGCGAUACCUCGGGGAGCUGCGCGCGGAUGCCUCGUCUUCCGUGCGCCCGGGUAUGGUCGGCGCUGUUGCGCUUGUCUCGCCUGCCUGCAACCUCUCGCGGUUCGACCACCCCGAGAUCGAGACCGACUACCGACUGCCGUACUACAGGAAACACACUGUCCCCGCCCUCGCGCGGCACUUCGACCUCGAGCACCUACACGAGUCGCUCUACUUCAGCCCCGCCCUCGCGAGACCGGAGCAGCACGCCUUCGCGCACCUCCUUCCCUCCUCGUCCCCCUCUUCUCCGAGCGAGGGCGAGAAGGUCGCAGGCGGUGCCGAGGAGAGCGACGACUCGGAGAGCAAGCCGGUCGACGUGUGGGUUCAGUACAGCGACUGCGAGCUCUUCGCGGACGACAUGCGCAGGUUGGUGGAAGCCAUGCGCGCGGACGGCGUACAUGUGAGACACGACGAGGUGUGGGGCGGGCUGCACGCGGAUGCGAUCAUCAAGCGGUCGGUCAAGCUCGCGGGUGCUGGGGUCCGGCGCGAGAUCCGGAGGAGGGUGUGGCCGUGGGGGACGAAGACUGCCGUGCAGCUGGAGAAGGAGAUCGAGGAAGGCGAUGGUAGUUGGGCGAGGCUGGUGAAGGUGGUGAAAGAGAUGGCGAGGACGCAGCAUGAGGAGCCCAGUUCUGACAGGACAUUAUGA